Molecule: messenger RNA, 5457 nt
Organism: Austrofundulus limnaeus
Lineage: Eukaryota; Metazoa; Chordata; Actinopteri; Cyprinodontiformes; Rivulidae
Gene: jag1b
Product: jagged canonical Notch ligand 1b
Exons: 26
Coding region: 403-4056 (1217 amino acids)
Biological process (GO): cell communication; Notch signaling pathway; multicellular organism development
Cellular component (GO): membrane
Molecular function (GO): calcium ion binding; Notch binding
Source: RefSeq, a predicted model, not a curated record
CUCAGCCAGAGGAGCCAGUCUCCAGGUUCUGAUUAUUGUGACAAUAAUCAGAAAGUGGGUGGGUUGAGUGAGCUCAUGAAUAUGGAGGCACUCCCUCCUCAGCUGAACUUGUGAAGCCAGCCUGCAGCUCUCAGACUCCAGUCUGUGCGCUCCGCUCCGCUGCCGCAUGGCUCCUGCGUAAAGAAGAAAACAAAAAAAAAAAGAAAAGAAAAAACUUUCUCCUGCAACAAGUGGAGGCUGACAAAGAAGAGCUAAGGGUUCACCCUGUCCGGGAACAGUUGUUUUUGGGCUUUAACCGCUGAUUUAAGCGCUCCUCCACUCGUGCAUGUUGAAAGCAGAGGAGCGCUCUGGUGCCGAGUGUCGGCCGGACUUCUCCUAACCAACGAGGCGCAACAAGCAGCGAUGAUUUUGAGACGGAGCGCGGCGCUCGCUGCCCUUUUCCUGCUCUUCUGCUCUCUUCUCAAGGUGUCGGACGGGUCGGGACAAUUCGAGAUCGAGGUCUUAUCGAUGCACAACGCCAACGGGGAGCUGCAGAGCGGCGCGUGUUGCGACGGCGCGCGGAGCGGCGCGGACGCCAAGUGCGCACGGGACGAGUGCGAUACGUUUUUUAAAGUUUGCCUGAAGGAAUACCAGUCCAGGGUCUCCGCCGCGGGGCCCUGCAGCUUCGGAAUGGGAUCUACGCCCGUCCUCGGGGGGAAUACGUUUUCUUUCAGGAGCGCUGUCAGGAACGACAAGUCCCGGAUAGUUUUGCCCUUCAGCUUUGCCUGGCCGAGGUCCUACACUUUGAUCGUGGAGGCCUGGGAUUUCAACAAUGAAACGAGCGGCGCGGACGGGAAGCUGAUAGAGAAGUCCUCUCACUCGGGCAUGAUCAACCCCAGUCCGCAGUGGCAGAAGCUGAGCUGCAACGGCCGGGUCGCCCAGUUCGAGUACCAGAUCCGGGUCACCUGCGACGAGCACUACUACGGCUUCGGCUGCAACAAGUUCUGUCGGCCCCGUGACGAGUUCUUCGGCCAUUACACGUGUGACUUCAACGGAAACAAAACCUGCCURGAGGGCUGGUCUGGACCUGACUGCAACACCGCGAUCUGUCGACAAGGCUGCAACGCUGAUCACGGGUCCUGUAAGGAGCCGGGCGGAUGCAACUGUCUGUACGGCUGGCAGGGCCAGUACUGCGACAAGUGCAUCCCCCACCCCGGCUGUGUUCAUGGCACCUGCGUGGAGCCGUGGCAGUGCCUGUGUGAAACCAACUGGGGUGGCCAUCUUUGCAACAAAGAUCUGAACUACUGCGGCACUCACCAGCCAUGCCUGAAUGGAGGGACAUGCAUCAACACAGGACCUGACAAGUAUCAGUGUAUCUGUGCUGAGGGCUAUUCUGGAACUACCUGUCAGAGAGCGGAACAUGCCUGCCUGUCCAAUCCGUGCUCGAACGGAGGGAGCUGCUCAGAAACCAGUCAGGGUUACGAGUGUCAGUGUGCACCGGGAUGGAGUGGCCCCUCCUGCACUAUCAACGUCGACGACUGCUCCUCGAACCCCUGCAAUCACGGGGGUACCUGCCAGGACCUGGUGAAUGGCUACAAGUGCCACUGUCCCUCCCAGUGGAUGGGGAAAACUUGUCUGAUAGACGCCAACGAAUGCGACAGCAAGCCCUGCGUCAACGCCAACUCCUGCCGCAACCUGAUUGGAGGAUACUUCUGUGAAUGCCUGCCCGGUUGGUCGGGGCAGAACUGUGAGAUCAAUGUAAACGACUGCAAGGAUCAGUGCCAGAACGGGGGGACUUGCAAGGACUUGGUAAACGGCUACCGCUGCGCGUGUCUGCCCGGGUUCGUGGGCGAGCACUGCGAGCGGGACGUGGACGAGUGCGCCAGCUCGCCSUGCCUGAAYGGCGGCCGCUGUCAGGACGAGGUGAACGGCUUCCAGUGCCUGUGUCUGACCGGCUUCUCGGGGAAUCUCUGCCAGCUGGAUAUCGAUUACUGCUCGCCCAACCCGUGUCAAAACGGAGCGCCCUGCUUCAACCUGGCCACGGACUACUACUGCGCCUGCCCCGAGGACUACGAGGGCAAAAACUGCUCCCACCUGAAAGACCACUGCCGCACCACCGCAUGUAAAGUGAUUGACAGCUGCACGGUCGUCGUGGCGUCCAACAGCACGCCGGGAGGAGAGCGCUACAUCUCGUCAAAUGUGUGCGGACCCCACGGCCGCUGUCGGAGCCAGGCCGGCGGCCAGUUCAGCUGCGAGUGCCAGGAGGGCUUCAGGGGCACGUACUGCCACGAGAAUAUCAAUGACUGCGAGAGCAACCCGUGCCGCAACGGAGGCACCUGCAUCGAUAAAGUCAGCGUGUACCAGUGCAUCUGCGGUGACGGCUGGGAGGGGGACCACUGCGAGAUCAACAUCGACGACUGCAGCACCAACCCCUGUCAUAACGGAGGGACGUGUCGAGACCUGGUGUCUGAUUUCUUCUGCGAGUGCAAAAACGGCUGGAAAGGAAAAACCUGCCACUCACGUGAAAGUCAAUGUGACGAAGCCACGUGCAACAAUGGAGGCACCUGCCACGAUGAGGGCGACACAUUCCAGUGCAAGUGUUCCCCGGGGUGGAAGGGCACGACGUGCAACAUCGCCAAAAACUCAAGCUGCCUUCCCAACCCCUGUGAGAACGGAGGUACCUGCGUGGUGAAGGGGGAGUCRUUCACCUGCGUCUGCAAGGAAGGCUGGGAGGGUCCUACGUGCACGCAGAAUACCAACGACUGCAGUCCCCACCCUUGCUACAACAGUGGGACCUGCGUUGACGGGGACAACUGGUACCGUUGUGAGUGCGCCCCAGGCUUCGCCGGUCCAGACUGUCGAAUCAAUAUCAACGAGUGCCAGUCCUCUCCGUGCGCGUCGGGCUCCACCUGCGUGGACGAGAUCAACGGAUACCGAUGCCUCUGUCCUGCAGACCGAACUGGACCCCACUGUCAAGAAGAGACAAGAAAGCACUGCUCCGUUAACGGACACGUGACCCUGGAUGGAGCCACGUGGGAGGAGGACUGCAACACCUGCCACUGCUCCAACGGGAAGGUUGUGUGCACGAAGAUGUGGUGCGGCCCCAGGUCGUGCAAACUCAGCGCCAAGGGUCGAGGCGGGUGUCCGCUGGGCCAGAGCUGCGUGCCUCUCAGAGAGGGCCACUGCUUCGUGAAGCCGUGCGUGGAGCUCGGGGAGUGCUGGCGCCCCAACUCUCCCCAGCCUCCUAUCAAAUGCCACCCCAGCUCCUCUUACCAGGACAGCAGCUGCGCCAACAUCACCUUCACCCUGAAGAAGGAGACCAUGCCUCAGGGCCUGACUGUGGAAGGAGUGUGCAAGCAGCUGAGGCGUUUGCAUAUCGUCAAGAAUCUUUCCUUGGAGCAUUCCAUGUCCAUAACCUGUGACCCGUCGUUCUCAGCGAGCAACGAGAUCCACGUCUGCAUCUCUGCAGAAGAUCAUCGCUUGGACCGCCGUCCCGUUAAAGAGAUCAUCGAUCGAAUAAUCGACUUGGUCAGCAAACGGAACGGGAACAACACCAUCAUCUCCGCCAUCGCUGAAGUGCGGGUGCCGAAACCGAACGAAACUGACUUCCUGGUGCCGCUCCUCAGCUCCGUCUUCAUCGUCAUCUGGGCGCUCGUGCUGGUCUUCGUCCUGCUGUGGUGCGUGCGGCGGCGGCGGCGGAAGCAGAGCGGCCACGGCGGGCCGUCGCCGACGGGCUCCGAGGACAACACGACCAACAACGUGCGGGAGCAGCUCAACCAGAUCAAGAACCCCAUCGAGAAGCACGUGGGCCUCACGGUGGCCAUCAAAGACUUCGAGAGCAAGAACUCGAUCACGGCCAAAAUAAGGACGAAUCACUCCGAGGGGGACGAGAACGACAAGGAGAGGCACCUGCAGAAGGGCCGCUUCGCCAAACAGCCAGCAUACACACUGGUGGAGAGGGACGAGAAGGCACCCGUCUCCAACCCCACGUCCAAGCACCCGAACUGGACUAACAAACAGGACAACAGAGACUUGGAGACAGCAAACAGCAUAAACAGGAUGGACUACAUCGUAUAGCAGACGGCUGUGUUGCUGUGCAACCGAGCGUUAUUCCUGCACACCCAGGUGGUGGGUGAAACCGGGGAGCUUUGGCACGCGGAGCUUGCGCUCGUGCCACUCGCGACCCCACAGUAUUUUUCAGAUUUUCCCCGUGUUAAUUUAAGUCUUGACAAGCUGGCUUACACUGGCAGUGAUGGUUGCUUUGGUUGGCUGGAAAAAAAAAACAAAAAAACAACAAAAACACAAGGCACUGGUCUACAUUUCACAGUAGAACGACUUGCAGAAGUGUCCUCCUGUGCAUUUCCUCUUUUUUUUCCUUCAUAUUUGGACAAAUGGAAGGGGCUUAUGGUGUUAUUGUUGUAGAGUGACUCGAACUACUCGACGUGUUCAACACUAGAGCUAAUUGUUUUUGGUUUUUUAGCGCGUUCCUUCUAGUUCUGUUUUGAGAAAAGUGCCUUUUUUCAGCUUUAGACUUCAGCAACUGUCAAAUAAGAAUAAAAAAAUCCACUUUAUUAUUUAUUUUAUUUUUACGGGGAGGGGAGGGAGGAGAGGGGGUUCGAUGUCAGCAGCAGCUGCUGCCAAAAUGAAGAAUUUAUGUGACAAUUUAGAACAUGUAGAUAUGUACAUUUUUUAUUAAUCAUUGUGUAUAUUUGAUUUAUUAACUUAAUAAUCAAGAGCCUUAAAAUAUCAUUCCUUUUUAUUUAUGUUCUGUCUAGUUUUGAAGGUUCUGAUAGCUGCAGAAACCGACCAUUUUUCAAAAAAAAAAUUUUUUUUUUCAGCGAUUUCAACUUUAAAGCCAAAUUUCCAAGAAUUUCAGAAAAAAAGUUGGGCACUUUGGGCUUGAAACAAAAACAAACUUUUUUUUUGUUUCGCUUUUCAUUUUGACAUUUCAUUACUUGUUGCCAGGACCUUUAAUUGAAGGCAGGUGAGGUGAGGACAACAAAAGAAACAUGGCCGCUGCGAGGUUUGGACACGAUGGCAGACAUAUUGCUUGCCACCGACCGGUUUCUACUUACAGGAACAAAAACUCAGCUGAUUCAGUUUGACACAUUUCAACAUCACAAACCAGAAUUCCCAUCUGCUUUAGUCAGCGUAAUAUCAUAAGCUUAGACCUCGAGUACUUGAAGAGUGGGGGGGAGGGCAAUGGGAACACUGUGGAACCGGAUAAAACACUGCCUUGCUCUGCGACUCUUUGUUUCUGUGCACAUUUUCCCUUUUUUUUUUUUAAACGAGGCUCUUUAAAGACGAACAAGUUUUCUCAUUUGUUAACCCCAUGGCAACAUUUUGUCCCCCCUUUUUUUUUUCUUGUGUUUAUGAACUUGAGAAUUAUGUGUUGAUCUGGCAAUAUAUUUUUUGAAAGUCAUAUUUAUUAAAUAUUUUGUAUGAAAAGAGAAUUAAAGUCGCCUUUGUUCUGGAUGA